ACCCUCCUCCUCCUCCCCCAUUGAGUGUGUAAAUGGUCACAUGUUGUUUCCCCUCCCCAGUCCGGACACCAGCACGAUCAGAAGCAGCAGCAGACAUGUGUUAUUUAUCGCUCAGCCGUGGGGGAAGCAAGAGGACGAUCGAAGCGUAAAAACAGAAACUAACGUCGAGUGUCCUCCAAUUCUUCUUCCUCCUCGUAAGUGUUUAAAGAGUAGAAUGGCGAGUCCGCCGAGCGAUGCCGGACCCCAACUACCGGCCGCCGGCGUGAAGAAGUGCGGCUAUCUGAGGAAGCACAAACACGGCCACAAGCGAUUCUUCGUACUCAGGGAGCCCGGCGAGGGCUGCCCUGCCCGGCUGGAGUACUACGAGAGCGAGAAGAAAUGGAGAAACAAGUCUGCUGCCAAGCGGGUCAUCCCGCUGGACUGCUGCCUGAACGUCAACAAGCGAGCGGACGCCAAACACAAAUAUCUCAUCGCGCUCUACACCAAGGACGAGUACUUUGCCGUGGCCGCCGACAGCGAGAGCGAGCAGGAAGGAUGGUACCGGGUGCUGACGGAUUUGAUCGCGGAGGGGAGAGUGUUCGACGGGUCGGCGUCCAACUCCGCGUCCUCGCUGGUGGGGUUCGACGAGACGAGCUACGGCGUGAUCACGCCGGUUAGCGCUGCCUACAAGGAGGUAUGGCAGGUCAACAUGAAGUCCAAAGGCUUGGGGCAGAGCAGGAAUCUAACUGGAGUGUACAGACUCUGCUUAUCCAGUCGGACUAUCAGUUUUGUAAAACUCAACACGGAGGUGGCCUCGGUCAUUUUGCAGCUGAUGAACAUCCGGAGGUGCGGCCACUCUGACAGCUUCUUCUUCAUCGAGGUGGGUCGCUCUGCAGCCACCGGACCCGGCGAGCUUUGGAUGCAAGCAGAUGAUUCUGUCGUGGCGCAGAACAUCCACGAAACCAUCCUGGAAGCUAUGAAAGCAAUGAAGGAGUUGUCUGAAUUCCGCCCUCGCAGCAAAAGCCAGUCAUCGGGUACCAACCCCAUCUCCGUGCCCACGAGGCGGCACCUGAACCACCUUCCCCCCAGCCAGACCGGUCUACUCCGGAGGUCGCGCACUGACAGCAUGGCCACAACCUCACCUGUGGGUAAAUUCUCCUCUUGUCGGAUACGCACGGCCAGUGAGGGCGACGGCACCAUGACACGCCCUAUUUCGGUGAACGGGAGCCCCCUCAGCCCGGGGGUCCGCCGCACCCUCCUGAGCAGGUCUCACACCAUCACGGCACGCCCAUGUCGGACGUUUGAAUCCUCUUCCCUGCAACACAGUAAGUCCAUGUCCAUGCCGCUGUCUCAUUCCCCGCCGAUGACCGCCCCCAGUCUUGUGAGCCUGACCUCGUGUCCAGAUAACAGCGCACCUCGUCCCUCCAGCUGUAGUGCCUCUUUUUCGGGCUCCCCGAGUGACGCCGGUUUCAUAUCGUGUGAGGAGUACGGCACGAGCCCCGCGGACGCACGCGACCUCCGGCUGCCUCUCACGUACGGGAGCAACACCCCAGAGUCUCUCAGAGCUGACACUCCUCCCUCCCGGGAUGGCAGCAGGCUCGAUGGCUACAUGGUGAUGGAACAGCCGAACCAGAAUGGCUAUCGAUGGUACUCGGAGUUGGACAAGGCUUAUCGAAAACGUACAUACUCUCUGACCACCCCCCGGCAGCAGAGGUGUCUCCCUCAAGUGUCUUCGGCCUCCCUCGACGAGUACACGUUAAUGAGGGCCACUUACACGAGUGGAAGCCAGUCUUCUCGCCGAUGUCUCACAGCCUCGCCUAAAGGAACCUUUCCAGAUGAGUACAGGGAUGUCCGGACGGGACCAAACUGUCUCCAGGGCGAUAGUGGUUACAUGCCUAUGAUGCCGGGCGUGGCACCUCAUACAUCAGGUGCAAAGAACGACCCCUACAUGCCUAUGAGCCCCAUGUGUGUCUCUGCUCCGAAGCAGAUCAUCAACCCCCGAUCGCACCCCUCCUCUGCAGCAGGGCUGGGCCCGCAUACUGUCUCCCCAGGCAGCGUUUCCCUCGAGGACAACGGCUACAUGCGCAUGUGGUGCGGAAUCAAAAUGUCAAUGGAAAGCACUGACGGAAAGCUCACCAACGGAGAGUACCUGAACAUGUCUCCCGGUGACCACACGCCUCGAGACCACCACAUCCUUAGUUCUUCUGGAGGAGAGCAACAACACAGACAGCCUUAUUCUUAUAGCACGCUGCCACAUUCACUUAAGGGCCAAUUGCAGCGCAACGGGUCCACUGACACAGACCAAUACGUGGUGAUGUGUUUGCAGAAGCAGCGGAUCGAAGAGGAGUCCAACUACUGCCCUGUGACUUUGGGAGACUCUGUGACACCGGGCACCCCUUCAUCUGCCCCUUCUCCUCUCAGAGACGGUGGAGUUCUGGCGCACAGGAGUAGGGUGUGUCGUCCCACCCGCCUGGCUCUAGAUUCUCUCAGAACCUUACCAUGUAUGAGUGAACACCCGCUCCCCUCUGAGCCACGCAGCCCAGGGGAGUAUAUUAACAUCGACUUCAGCAAUGCUUCCACUGACGCGGUGGAAUCCGCUGAAGCCUCAAAGUGUGCAGAUGAGGGAUCGAUACCACUUUCGGACUAUGUUAACGUGGACCUCGCCUCGCCCAAGACUGUGAGUUUGAACCGGGAGGAGGAGGAUGGCGAAGGCGUAGAGGGACAGGAAGAGGUGAGAGGCGUGGUGGAUGAAUAUCCUCUCCAGCAUCACACAAGUCUGGCGUGUCAGCCGACUGCCGUCAAAGACGACUACACCGAGAUGACACUCGGUCCUCUCUGCGCCACCGACAAUGACCCUGUCCCGACCAGCCCGACCGCCUGUGUCCAUAGACUGAGUCUUGACAGCAGCCUUGUGGCGGACGGAGUACCAGCGGUGCCCGUGGAUUCUUUUCUCCUCAAUGGACCUUCGCUGAAUGUCCCCCUUGCAGAUCCACAUCGGGGGGCCAAAGUCAUUCGCGCUGACCCUCAGGGACGCCGGCGACACAGCUCCGAGACCUUCUCUUCUACUACCACUGUCACACCGGUGUGCCCAUCCUUUGCCCACGACACCAAGCGCCACAGCUCGGCCUCGGUGGAGAACGUCUCCCAUGGCGUGCGGGACUCGGAGGGACCCGAUGAGGACUACGGCGGCGGCACCCCGAUGUGCAGGGAGACGUCCGCCGGCUAUCAGAAUGGACUCAACUACAUUGCCUUAAACUUGAUGGAGGGUACUCUCGGUGGGUGCCGGUUAGGGGGCUGUGAUGGACUCUUGAGAUUCAAGACUGCCUGUGGCUGCAAAGGUGGUAUGAAUGGCUUCAACUCCAGCCCCUACGCCAGUUUGGGAUUCAAGGAGACGACUGCUGCUGCUGUGAAAGAAUGAAGACCACUGGCUCAGCCCCCCUCCCCCUUUCCUCUUCCCCUGGCCGUCAGGUUGGUCCGCCGCCUCCAUGUGAUGACGUCGUCUCGGCAACAGCUGGACUGCGGGCUGCCACCCACAUGUCCUUUGACCCUCGCCGCCAUCCCUCCGAGGUCACGGAGGCGACAGUCACCACGGCAACACGGACACUUGACCUUUGGCCCCAAAUCUUCCCUUGGCACCAAAACAAUGAGGCGCCAUCCAUUGAUGCUGCUGGACUAAAUGACUUAAAGAAACAAACUGUCGUACCAACUAUUAACUCUUGGUAACCAUUUUAUUUAUCUGCGAAAUGACUACACAAGUUAUUAUAUCUUGUUGGAUAUAUAUUAUUUUGGUUACCGAUAAUAACAGAGUUUGAACUGGUGGUCUCACCUGAGAAGACACCAAACUUGGAGAUCACAUGCACACACAUGCAGAAAAAAAUGCAUACUAAAUAUUUAUUUAUUUAACGUGGAUGUAUGCAUUUGGCAAAACCUUUUCCAAAUGUGUGAAUUUCUAUAAAGGUGGCAUUUAGGUACAUAUUUUAAAAAAAAAAAGUUUGCUUAAGAAAAACCUACCUCAACAAAACAAACAAAAACAGGUUGGUUAAACCCCCAUUAGUUGAUAUAUGAAAUAUUUAUUUUUUAAAACUUUUUUUUUUUAAGAAAAUCACCAAUCCAAAGCCUUACUCUCGCCCGAUGGGCUGUUUCGUCUGGACCUAGCAACCCUCCACAACUGAACCGAUCCGCAAAGAAUGAGCCACUCUGAGAUUUCCACGGUACAUUUAAGACAAGAUGAUGUAUGAAAGAUGUCUAUUUAUUCACCCGGCGGGGGGCGGGAUGGAAGGAUUUUCUAUCCUUGCGUUCUUGGAGAGCGAUGAUGUCACGCUCAAACACCGCUGCACCACCCAGGUACAUCUGUGGCCUGUCUGAGCCAAAGUCACAACACUUUGGACCUCUUCACCUGUAGUCCCCUGCAUACCCGCCCACGCCGCCUGCAGGAAGUUGUGACAAAAUGGAAUGUUUGAAGUUGUCUUAACUAGGGAUGGGCAGAGUGAUAGAAUUUGGUUGAUUGUCCAUCUCCAUUGUUUUUUUUGUCGUUUGACCAUUACAUUUUUUUCUCAAUAUAAUCUUUUAUAUACCUGUAAGAACAAUUAAACUUUAUUCCCAUAAAAUUACAGCUGUAGGAGUUUUAUAGAAACUAUUUCUUUUUCGAAUUUUUGAAUUUUAGAAUCAAUUCACGAUUUAUAAUUCUGCAACUUUAUUCUGGCUAUAUCUGAUCACAUUUGCACUGAAUUCUUAAAACUACAACUUGUGCUAUUUUUUUCCCACCACACUUUUACAGAGGAGUCGUUGAACAAUUAAUCAAUUAAUUGAUUGCUCAUUUUCCCAACCGUCAAUCAAUAAAAAGUCAUCAAAUGCCCAUCCCUGGUCUUAACUGAACAGUGCACACAGACCCACUCACCUGUUGCCUCACUGCAGCGCCGAGCCACGUGGUCGGUUUUGUCGCAUUUUGGGACGCUGACGCAGCAAAAGCAUGGUCUUGCACUUACAAACUUGUCUAGAUUGUAACACAAGACGCAUUGAAUGUAGUACACGCUGCGUUCCAAGGCUGGGAACGCACAAUCCCAAUGAACAACCACAACAAUGAAAAGCCAACGAAAACAUCGACCGACACAACACACACCAGGAUGAGCAUUGUUGCUGUUUAUCUGGAUCCACUGGUACUUCAAGACUGUAAAUAGUGUGACGUUAUGACAACAAAAAAACUUUAAGUUAAAUAACUUAUGCUGUUUUUACUGUACAUAGUUUGUCUUGGCGUGAUACAACAGAAGCACUAAUUAAGUUAUACGCUAACCACUUCUGGUUUGGCUUUGAUUCCCCCCCACCCCCUCCUUUUUUUGUGUUUUCAAAUAAUUUGAUAACCCUGAUGGGAGUAUUGUGAAAGCUGAUGCCACCAUUUUUUUAAUGCUGUAACUGCAAAUUUUACAAGAAAUUCAUACUUGACCUAAUUCAUACUUGGGUACAAAAGGCAUAUGCAAUAUUUACACGAUUCAAAUCUAGUUUACUUACCAAGGUGUACCAAAUGUACAAAUAUUGUCUAUUUGUUUAUAAAACUUAAAAUAAUGAGUUUCUUGAUUGUUGCGGCUUGUACGUGUUUUUUUCUUUUUCUUCAAAUUUGAAAUUUGCUAAUCAAGCCCAUUUGGUGUUUGAGCAGUGUUUUGCAUAUGGGUCGUGUAUCUUGAUGAAAGCAUCUAAAAAUGACUGUUGGGGGUGCCCGGCUGAUUUGCUGUGUUUUCCCCCGCCCACCCCACUGUAAAUAAUUCACUUCUUGCUUAUUAUUGUGAUGCGACGAAGAGAUGAUAAUUUAAACUUACGUCUUUGCUUUAGAUUGUAUUGGUUCUUUUUAGACACAUGGAAUAAAUAUUGAUAUUAUUUAAGAUGCCUGCUUAUGCUCUGUUUAUUGUUCUAUUUGGUCUCUGACAAAUAAAUACAUUACUUUGUUUAUCAUUGAAAUAAUUUCUUCGUUUCCUUGUAUCAUUGUUUCUCAUUUUAUCAAGACAUUUUGGAAAAUGUUAUGCUUCCAAUGUUAAAAUAUGAAUAAAAAAUUAAUAGAAA
Molecule: messenger RNA, 6030 nt
Organism: Syngnathus typhle (broad-nosed pipefish)
Lineage: Eukaryota; Metazoa; Chordata; Actinopteri; Syngnathiformes; Syngnathidae
Gene: irs2b
Product: insulin receptor substrate 2b
Exons: 2
Coding region: 41-3397 (1118 amino acids)
Biological process (GO): insulin receptor signaling pathway
Cellular component (GO): cytosol; plasma membrane
Molecular function (GO): phosphatidylinositol 3-kinase binding; insulin receptor binding
Source: RefSeq, a predicted model, not a curated record